AUGAACGUUCCCAUCAGCAUCACCAUCUGCGGCGACGGCGGCUGCGGCAAGUCGUCCAUCACCCUCCGCCUCGUCCGCUCCCAAUGGACGUCCGAAUACGACCCCACCAUUGAGGACUCGUACUCCCUCACCCGGCGCAUCGACGGGACCACCUACCACCUCUCCCUGACCGACACCGCCGGCCAGGAGGAGUACCGCGGCAUGUGGGCGAGCUCCAACCUGGGCGCCGACGCCUUCCUCAUGGUCUACGACAUCACCUCCAAGGACAGCCUCGACGCCCUCGGCUACUUUGACGACCUGGUCAACAUGGAGGCCGAGGCGCGCCUGGACAAUGCCGAGCGCGCGCGCAAGGCCGGCCUGGACGCCGACGAGCUGCACAGCCCCAUUAACGAAAAGGCACGGACGGUGCCGCCGGUCAAGAUUGUGGCCGGCAACAAGUGCGAUCUGCAGGACACGCGACAGGUCCCCGCGGCCGUCGGUCUCGAGUGGGCGCGCAAGCGCGGGUGCGGCUUCAUGGAGACGAGCGCGCGGCUCGAGGUCAACAUUGAGGAGACGUUUGCCCUGAUUGUGCGACGCGUGGUCGAGGCGAGGAAGCUGGCGGCCAUGGGCAUGAUGGACAAUAUUGCGCUGAACGCAAGGGGCAUGACCAAGCCGCUCAGUCCGAUCCCCACGCGGGAGGGCGAGUUUGACGAGAAGAGGCUCGUCGGCGUGCGGGGGCCGCAUCUCCACGGUGGGCGGAUCAGGCCGCGGAGUGGCUUCUGGCAGAAGCUGCGGUGCUGGUGA
Molecule: messenger RNA, 783 nt
Organism: Emericellopsis atlantica
Lineage: Eukaryota; Fungi; Ascomycota; Sordariomycetes; Hypocreales; Bionectriaceae
Product: putative ras small monomeric GTPase
Exons: 1
Coding region: 1-783 (260 amino acids)
Biological process (GO): signal transduction
Cellular component (GO): plasma membrane
Molecular function (GO): GTPase activity; GTP binding; GDP binding
Source: RefSeq, a predicted model, not a curated record